This is a messenger RNA of Drosophila serrata, 3938 nucleotides long. RefSeq names its product ubiquitin specific protease 10 (gene Usp10). NCBI's taxonomy places the organism in Eukaryota, Metazoa, Arthropoda, Insecta, Diptera, Drosophilidae. Gene Ontology annotation, biological process: regulation of autophagy; protein deubiquitination; DNA damage response, signal transduction by p53 class mediator. Gene Ontology annotation, molecular function: cysteine-type deubiquitinase activity. The record is from RefSeq and is a predicted model, not a curated record. Gene Ontology annotation, cellular component: nucleus; cytosol.
AGCAACAGCAGCAGCAGCAACAGCAGCAAAAGCAACAGCAGCAACAUCAUCAAUUGCUGCCACAACAAACUGAGCCACAGUUAACCAAAGUGCCAAACCUGGUAGUAGCAACAGUGGCACCUCAACUUCAGCAACCAUCACAGCAUCAUCAUCAUCAGCAGCAGCAACCUGCACCGCAGCAACAUCAGCAGCAGCAAACAUCUCCUGUCGUGGUGCCGCCUCAUCAGCAGCAACAGCCUCAGCAGACCAGCUACCAUGAGCAGCAUCAGCCGCAUCAGGCAACCCAACAGCAAUCGCAGCCACCGCGCAAGCCUCCGCAGCAAUAUAAUCAAUCGCAGCAGCAACAGGUGCGUCGCAAAUACUCCUCGGAGUACAAUCACCAUCAUCAUCAGCACGGCAGCAGUGAUACCGGCAUCCAGACCACCAAGACAAUGUCCUGGACGAAUUCUGCUCAGCACAAGAAGUCGACACAAUCGGUUUCGGUCACAGCCUCGCCCAAUAAUGUAAACAAUGGACCCGGAGUGGGUGUGGGAAGUGGUCUAAAAAUCAACAAUUAUAGUCACACCACAAAGACGUUCACCAAUCAACAACACUACCAGCAGCAGCAACAUCAGCAGCAGCAGCACUAUCAGAACCAGAAUAAUUACAACAGUGGCGGCAGCAGCAGCAAUAACAGCAGCACCUCCAGCAACAGCAGUGGUAAUCCGCCUCAGGUGCGCACCUAUGGCACCAUGAAGAUGCCUUCCUCGCCGGUGGCCAGCACUGCGCCAACGCUGGAGCGGAAGAACAGUCAACAGGGGCCAGCACCAGCAGCAGCAACAGGAGCACCUCAAGCUGCACAUGGAGCAGCAACUCCUACAGCAACUACCUCAACGGCCAGUAUCACGGCUAAUCCAAAUCAAUUCCUGCCCGAGACGAGCAACAAUAAUAAUGCAGCUCCAGUAGCUGUCCCUCAGCCACCUCAGCAUGCUGUCACGGUUGCAACACAGGCAGCAGCAGCAGUACCUGCAGCAGCAGCACCAACCAAAUCCUACAGCAGUUAUGCGGCCAAGAAGCAUCAGGCGCAUGAACCGGCUGCCCUAAGCUCCGUGGUGGCCAGCUCCACUACCAGUUCAUCCAGCAACCCGCAACCACCUCUGAAUCUUGCCCCACCGGCGCCACCAGCAUCGCAGAAUAGUGGCGAUAGUGCGCAAUUCUCGUGGGCCAGUCUAUUUGCCAGCAAUAAGCCCGUGGCCAAGGUGGCUCCCUAUGAUGCUAGCAAAACUUUGCAGCAGCAGCAGCAGCACCAACCUCAUCCAGUGCUCCAGCUAGCUCCACCUCAGCCAGCUCAGGCUUCGGUCGCUGCUCAAGCAGUGCCUCAACUGGCCCCACCGCAAACUCAGCCCCUGCCAACGGCUCAUCAGCAAUCACAGUUGCCAGCUCCAGUGCCGGCACCAACCACGCCGCUGAUUACACCCGGAACGCUAUCCUACUCGGCGGCAUCUGCUCAAGCAGUUCCGGCUUCUGCACCAAGUCCGGCAUCCGCAUCCAUUAAGCCCCUGAAACCAGAACCUGUGCGUCCGACUGCACACCAACUCGAUGAGUGGACCAAUAAGUAUGCCGAGUUCCUGACACGCCAAAAGACCAACUUGUCACCGAUCAGCCUGCGUCCCCGUGGUCUGACCAAUAGGUCCAACUACUGCUACAUCAACUCGAUCCUGCAGGCUCUGCUCGGCUGUUCGCCGUUCUACAACCUGCUGCGCACCAUACCCAAGCAGGCGGCGGUCUUGAGUGAGGUGAAAACGCCCACAGUGAAUGCCAUGAUGUCGUUUAUGACCAACUUUUCUUCGUUGCCCAGCGGCUUGCGUCUGCGUUUAAACAACAACCUGAACAAGGGAGGAGCUCAGAACAAGGGCAAGGAUGAGUUUGUGGGCUCAGAUUUGCAGUGUGACAUGGCCUUUGAGCCUACAGAGAUCUACAAGCUGUGGAAUGACAGUCGUGAGGAGCAUGUCGAGGGUCGCCAAGAGGAUGCUGAGGAGUUCCUUGGCUAUGUGCUCAACAAGCUCAAUGAUGAGAUGCUGGAGGUGAUUAAACUUAUUGACAAGCCCAGCUCUCAGCAGAAUGGUCAGAAUGAGCAGUCUGAGCCAGAGGAUGGUGGUGAUGUCUGGCAGAUAUGCAACAACCGCAACAAGGGCAGUGUCACCCGCCAAACCGACUUUGGACGCACUCCCAUCAGCGACAUCUUUCGCGGAGAGCUUCGUUCCCGGCUGCAGCGCGAGGGAGAGCACUCCACGGACGUGAUUCAGCCCUUUUUCACGCUUCAAUUGAACAUUGAGAAAGCUGCCUCGGUUAAGGAAGCCCUGGAGAUCCUAGUGGGUCGCGAUCAGCUAGAGGGCGUCACUGGCAGCAAGACUAAACAGGAAGUGGUGGCCUGGCAGCAGAUGACGCUGGAGAAGCUGCCCGUUGUACUGAUAUUGCAUUUAAAGUACUUUGACUAUCGCUCAGAUGGUUGCACAAAGAUUCUGAAGAAAGUGGAGUUCCCCGUGGAGCUGAAAAUCGAUGCCAAAAUCCUCGGCUCAAAGAAGACGUCACAAAAGCAGCGGGCCUACCGACUGUUUGCCGUCGUCUAUCACGAUGGCAAGGAGGCCUCCAAGGGCCAUUACAUCACGGACGUGUUCCACACGGGCUACAGCAGCUGGCUGCGCUACGACGAUAACUCAGUGAAGCCGAUCGGCGAGAAGAACGUCCUCCAGCCGCACACGCCGCGGGUGCCUUACCUUUUGUACUACCGCCGCUCCGACACUUUGCCCCAGCAGCAGCAGGCAUCACAGCAGAGUGCCGCCUCCAAUGGAGGGGCAGGAGUUGGCAGCAGCUCAUCGUCGUCGAAUGCCGGGGACUGCAAGUGAAGCAGCAACACAGCAGCAGCAGCAGCAGCAGCAGUUGUAUAAAUACAUGUUAGGAUAUACAUAAAUAUCAUAUAUUUUUGUGUCAGUGUGUGUGUGCGUGAGAGAGAGUGUAGAGUGUGUGCGAGUCUUGGUUUUAUAUGCAUAUACAAUAUAUAACAAUUAGAUAUAUUCGAACGGUAUACAUAUAUCUAAGCCCAAAGUCCAAAGCGCAUGUCAGUGUGUGUGAGUGUGUGAGCAAGGAAUUUAGCUCUAAGCUAGAAACUAGAUUUAAGAAACAGAACCAUAAAAGCAGCAACAAAAAUUGGUAGGAAUGAAAACUUUGUACAAAUAGCAGAAGCAAAACUAAACAGCGAGCAAAUUAUUAUAACCUAGUGCUAAAUCUACAAAAAUCCCUAACUUUUCCAUGUGGCACAAAAAAAAAAAAAACAAAACCAUUAUUUGUAGUAGGUGUUAGGAGGCCCCCUAGAAUCUUUCUCGAUACGAUGUUAUGACAAACGCUUAGAGCUGUAAAUAUAUACACAAAUAUCAAUAAUAUAUAUAUAUAUUGUAGUUCAUGCAUGGCAGGCAUUUAAACAAGAAACCCAACAGCAGCAACAAUAUAUAUGGAAUGCUUUGAAUAUGCUUUAAACGAAUAUAUAUAUAUUUUAGAGCCAGCAGGAAAGUACAGCCAUUGGUUGUGGUCAAAAUGGUAGUCAAACCUUGGCAGAUGUUGGCUCAAAAUCAAUUAUAAAAUUAAAUCUCGAUCAUGUGUUUUUUAAUUACGGUUGUAAUCUGUUCUUAUUGGUUCUACCAUGCAAUAAUUGUUAAAAUAUCGUAAGCUCCAAUAUUAUAUUGUAAAAUUUUUAAAAGAAAGCUACAUAUAUUAAGCUAAUUGGUUGGCUAAUAUUUUGAUCACAAUCGUGCAAAUAUGGCAUUAUUUUGUACAUGCUUGAUAAGCAGUUAAAUAAGUCAACUCCAACGCCCGUUCAUUUUGUAAUUUAUUUUGUAUGUUGUUUAGUUUUACACGGCAGAUCCACACAUCUCUAUAAAUAUUAUCGCUAUAUUUACUAUAUA